Molecule: messenger RNA, 462 nt
Organism: Plasmodium yoelii
Lineage: Eukaryota; Apicomplexa; Aconoidasida; Haemosporida; Plasmodiidae
Product: peptidyl-tRNA hydrolase ICT1, putative
Exons: 6
Coding region: 1-462 (153 amino acids)
Biological process (GO): mitochondrial translational termination
Cellular component (GO): mitochondrial large ribosomal subunit
Molecular function (GO): translation release factor activity
Source: RefSeq, a predicted model, not a curated record
AUGCUUAAAUUUAGCAUAAAAAAAUUAUUAUCUUUUCAAAUUCCCCUAAACCAAAUUCAAAAAACUACAACACGUUCAUCAGGGCCAGGAGGGCAAAGUGUCAAUAAGGCUGAAACAAAAGUGCAACUUCGUUUUAAUGUUGAUAAGGCAGAAUGGAUUCCACCUAAUGUUAAAAAUAAUUUGAAGAAAAUCUUUAAAAAUAAACUGAGCAAAACUAAUGAUCUUAUUAUAGAAUGUGAAGAAACAUCUUCCCAAAUGUCUAACUAUAAAAUAUGUUUUGAUAAAUUAACAAAAAUUCUUGAAGAAGCAGAGAAUUAUAAAGAAAAAGUAAAAUAUGCCAACGUUAAAGAGUUUAUUCAUUUGAUUAAAACAGACGAUCAGAUAAAAAAAUACAAAGAUAAACUAAUUAAUCAGAAAAAAAAAAAAAGAGAAAAAAAAUUUAAUAAACGAGAUUAUGAUUGA